GCAAAUACCACCUACCUCAGCAGGAGUUCAUAAAGCCCAGGGAAGUCAGUCAGGGAGAGAAAAACCUAUGGCGCCCAUCUGGAGAGGAGCAUAUUGACAUCAACCUUGAGGAACAUGGAGAAGUAUGGAGCAUGCGCAGAAGGACACAUUGACGUCACCCAUUCCUCAGGCCCUCUCUUGACACCUCGUCAGUAGUAGAGACUGACCGAACAAUAGGCCUCGAGUGUGGGCAUUCCUGGGGCCCCACUUCUCUCUGUGGCUUCGGUCCACUACUAGUCAUGGCCCGCAAGCUCUAUUGGCGAUAUAUAUACAUAGUGAGGAAUGAGAAUGGUGAGGAGAUAGCUCAGGUCCCCACCUUAGAGGCUGCCUUGGCGAUGGUGGGUGGCAACCCUAGUGGAGGUGACGCGGGCUGCGUAACGGCACUAAAUAACAGUGGCAGCCAGUUCCGUGAGGCUGUGAUUAGGAUUCCGAGGCGCCGUUCAUCACAAAGGCGGCGGCGAACCACAUUGCAGUUCACACUGUGGCAGGUGGAGGAAAUGGAAAAAAUGUUCAAAGAAACCAAGUACCCAGAUGCGCUGACCAGGAAGGAACUUGCACAAGCUUUGAAUAUUCCUGAAGUCAAAGUGAAGACAUGGUUUGUCCAUCGGAGAGCAGAAGAGAAGAAGAGAGAGAGGUCUGUAGUAUUACAGAGCAUACCUCCUCGUAUUGAAAAAGUGAUUCUCCUUAGGGAAAGGGAAGGCAAUCCCCAGAGUGCAAUCUAUGUUCAGGGGCAAGAUGGAAAUUUGGUGACACCUGUAUUCAAUGUACAGCUUAACUAAAAUUCAACACUCAUGUUAACAAUAAAAUCAUGAAUUUCCAAGUUA
Molecule: messenger RNA, 863 nt
Organism: Peromyscus leucopus (white-footed mouse)
Lineage: Eukaryota; Metazoa; Chordata; Mammalia; Rodentia; Cricetidae
Product: homeobox protein Rhox13-like
Exons: 3
Coding region: 279-818 (179 amino acids)
Biological process (GO): regulation of transcription by RNA polymerase II
Molecular function (GO): RNA polymerase II transcription regulatory region sequence-specific DNA binding; DNA-binding transcription factor activity, RNA polymerase II-specific
Source: RefSeq, a predicted model, not a curated record